Nicotiana tabacum (common tobacco) is the source of this 1245-nucleotide messenger RNA. RefSeq lists its product as uncharacterized. Gene Ontology annotation, molecular function: zinc ion binding. NCBI's taxonomy places the organism in Eukaryota, Viridiplantae, Streptophyta, Magnoliopsida, Solanales, Solanaceae. The record is from RefSeq and is a predicted model, not a curated record.
AUGGUAGUUGGUAGCAUGGUUAUUCCAAAAUAUUCUGAUCCUAAGACAAUUUACAAACCAAAAGACAUUCAAUUUGACAUGUUGUCUGAACACGGCGUGAAUCUAACCUACAUGCAAGCCUGGAGAGCAAAGGAAAAGGCUUUACAGUUUUUGAGAGGUCAUCCUGCUGACUCCUGCAGCAAAUUGCCUAGUUAUUUGUAUAUUCUAGAGAAGACUUAUCCAGGGUCUGUAGUUAAAUUGAAGAAGACAGAUGAUGACUGCUCCUUGUAUGUAUUUGUUGCGAUUUGUACGUCAAUCAGUGGUUGGGAAUAUUGUAGGCCAGUUGUAGUAGUUGAUGGGACCUUUUUAAAGUCAACAUACAAGGAAAUAAUGCUAACAGCCAGUACAAUGGAUACGGCAGGUACCAUAUUACCAUUGGCAUAUGCUGUUGUUGAUUCAGAUUACCAUAUUCAUACGCGGUCAUACACACUUGAUGAAUUUAAUGAAAUGAUGUCAAGGAUUGAGGAGAUUGACACCCGUGUUAAAGCAUACUUAUACGAUAUUGGAUAUCAUAGAUGGUCUCGAGUAUAUGCUACGAUAAACAGAACUUGGACUAUGACAUCAAACAUUGCAGAGUCAUUGAAUGUUGUAACAAAAUAUGCAAGAGAGUUGUCGAUAGUAGAACUAUUAGAGUAUAUGAGGACCCUUCUUGAACGUUGGAUGAAAGAAAAAUUAUUGAAAGCAAAGGGUACAUUCAAAUACCUUGGAUACAAAUUCAACAAAGAGUUGGAUGACCACAGAAUAUUGUCGCACAAACUUAGAGUGAUGGCUUCAACAGACUACAUCCAUACAGUAAUAGAUGGUGUGAGGCGCUAUAUUGUUUGUCUUGAAAACAAGAAAUGUAGUUGUGGGCAAUUCCAGCUUGAUGAAUUACCUUGUCCACAUGCUUUGGCUACUUUAAGACAAAGGGAUGAGUCUUUUGAAGGAUAUUGUUCUCCUUAUUACACAAGGGUGAACCUCUUGCGUACGUAUGAAAUACCAGUAAAUCCGCUGCCUGAUGAGAGCAAAUGGAAUGUGCCACAAUAUAUAACUGAAGAAGUAGUAAAUCCACCUAAAGGAGGGAAAAGACAGCUAAGAAAACCUCAAAAAGAAAGAUACAAAACAUAUGAUGAAAUAAAUUCAAAGAAGUACAAGGUUUCAUGCGGCAACUGCGGGGGAGAGGGGCAUAACAAAAGAUAUUGCAAGAAUGCGCCCAAAAUGAAAUAA